This is a messenger RNA of Prunus armeniaca (apricot), 1113 nucleotides long. Lineage: Eukaryota; Viridiplantae; Streptophyta; Magnoliopsida; Rosales; Rosaceae. The record is from the annotation of a GenBank genome assembly.
AUGGUGGAUUUUGAGUGCUCCUCCUCCAAAUCCAACUACAAGGACUGGGAUUUUAAAGCAGCUGCCAAAGGGUUCAUUGGGUCAUCAGAUUUUAGCUCUUCUUCUUCAUCUUCUGUGCUUGAGGAUGAGCUCGUUUCCUCCGAGUCAGCUGAGACCACUGAUGAGGAAGACGAUUACAUUGCUGAGUUGACUCGCCAGAUGACUCACUACAUGCUUCAAGAUGACCAUGACAAAGCCAAUAUUAGCUCUCAGAAAAACCAAGAGUUAUUGGGUUCUGUUGGUUGGCCACAGUACUCAACACUGUGGUCACCUUUGGGUUCGAGCUAUGGUAGCCCAGAAGGCCCAUCUCUGGAACCAACGCCACCAGCUACACCGGUCAAAAACCACGCUUGGAAUAGCUGCACAUACGCUGACGUUUUGAAGAAGUUGGACAAAUUAGAUAAAACCAACCAAGGGUUAAAUUCUCCUCAGGGAGCAACCAAAGUAGCUGAGAACUCAGGUGCUGGAUCUUGCUCAAAGCAAGGUCUAACUUUUGAUCAAAGCCACGAUUUUCAGAAACUUGAGGCCUAUCAUAGGCUAAAGCAAGAGAAAAUUUCAAGCAAACAAGGGUCAAGUAGUAGAGGAAGGCAAGCCAAUAUUGGUAAUCAACAAUUUGAGCCUGCUAACUAUAAGCACCAGAACAAAGGAGGAGCUUGUGGAAGGCCAAGGUCUCCUACACAAUUUGGAGUGCCAGCAGCUUCAAACCCAUGGAUGAGCCAGCAGGCAAGUCCGGCCAUGAGGGCCGUUUUCCUUGGUGGGUCUGGUUCGAAAACCAGGUCGUCUUGUGGGACUGGUGUCUUUUUGCCUUGUGUUACUGGUAACGCAUCACAAUCACCCAAGAAAAAAGGAUGUUCCUCUGUUCUUAUACCCGCUAAGGUAGUGCAAGCCUUGAAAGUUCACUUCGACCGAGUUGGUGAGCUACCCCGACCCAACGCUACCGGCUUCUCUAUACAAAAUGAUGGUUUUAACAAGGGUGGUAGGGCAAGCAUGCAAUCAACUAAAAAACGUAACUCACGGGGGGUGCCAGAGAUGAACCAUAAUGAGAUGGGUCUGCCUCAAGAAUGGACAUAUUGA